This is a messenger RNA of Ziziphus jujuba (common jujube), 1261 nucleotides long. Its product is annotated as two-component response regulator ARR5. The transcript has 5 exons. Gene Ontology annotation, biological process: cytokinin-activated signaling pathway; phosphorelay signal transduction system. The record is from RefSeq and is a predicted model, not a curated record. Bases 232 to 1017 code for a protein of 261 amino acids. NCBI's taxonomy places the organism in Eukaryota, Viridiplantae, Streptophyta, Magnoliopsida, Rosales, Rhamnaceae.
GAGAGACCAAAAUAAUAAAAUAAAAUAUAUUACAGCGUAUAAAAUGAUUUAGCCACAGAAGCAGAGAGAGGGGAGAAAAAAAAACAAAAAAAAAAAACUGUUGUUUUCUUUUGCCUCUUGUUCAAGAAAAAUACGCUUAGGAGCCGAAAGAGGGGGGGAAAAAAAAGACAAAAGAAAAAAAGAAGAAAAGUAUCUGUAAUUUGAAGAAUUUAUUUUUUUCACGUUGUGGAUAUGGCAAGGAACGGCUUCGUUUCGCGGUGGAGGAGGUCGUCGGAGAGAGUAAACGCCGCGGUGGCGUGCGAUGUUUCACCACCACAUGUUUCCGAUGAGGUUCAUGUUCUUGCCGUCGAUGAUAGUUUCGUUGAUCGCAAGGUCAUUGAACGCUUGCUCAGAAUUUCGUCUUGUAAAGUGACGGCAGUGGAUAGUGGAAGGAGAGCUCUGCAAUUCCUCGGUUUGGACGAUGAGAAAAGCUCCCCUGUUGAUUUUCAUAGUUUGAAAGUGGAUUUAAUCAUCACCGAUUAUUGCAUGCCUGGAAUGACUGGAUAUGAACUUCUCAAGAAGAUCAAGGAAUCUUCAACUUUCAAAGAGAUACCGGUGGUGAUAAUGUCAUCGGAGAACGUUUUGGCGCGCAUAGAUAGGUGUUUGGAAGAAGGAGCAGAGGAUUUCAUAGUGAAACCGGUGAAAUUAGCAGAUGUGAAAAGGAUCAAAGAUUUCAUGACGACAAGAGUGUACAGGUUCGGAAACGAAGAAGAAGAAGAGAGUGGUGGGAUGAUGAUGAUGAAUAAGAGGAAACUACAAGAUUCUUUGGAUCUUUCAUCUUCUUCGUCACCACCACAGUCAAUUUCUCCAUCAUCAUCUUCAUUAUCAUCAUCACCAUCGUCAUCGUUAUCAUCGCCUUCAUCACCAACACCAUCAUCAUCUGGAUCGACUUUACCUUCAUCAUCAUUAUCUGCACCAUCUUCUCCCAUUUCCUUAGAUUCUCCAAUCAGACGGCUCAAAACCACCAUCACUGAUUAGAUCAAGCGCUUCCUGUACCGAUACUACAAUCUCUGCAAUCUACCUUUUUUUUUUUUUAUUUUUUUUUUUUAUAAUUUUCGUUUUGGGUCAAAACUGCAAUUGCCCGUUAGGCUUAACGGCUUUUGUUGCGUUUUUUUUUUGUUUUUGUUUUGGUGUUUGUUUAUUAAUUUUGUUUGUUUAUAUGACGAUGAUUUUACACAUAAAUAUUAUUAAGAUCUACUAAUUAACCGAUUUAUGUGAUUUA